Nelumbo nucifera (sacred lotus) is the source of this 844-nucleotide messenger RNA. Its product is annotated as transcription factor bHLH162-like. Gene Ontology annotation, molecular function: protein dimerization activity; RNA polymerase II transcription regulatory region sequence-specific DNA binding; DNA-binding transcription factor activity, RNA polymerase II-specific. The record is from RefSeq and is a predicted model, not a curated record. Gene Ontology annotation, biological process: regulation of transcription by RNA polymerase II. Lineage: Eukaryota; Viridiplantae; Streptophyta; Magnoliopsida; Proteales; Nelumbonaceae. Gene Ontology annotation, cellular component: RNA polymerase II transcription regulator complex.
UAGACAUCCAGAUACGACCAUCUCAGUUUUCUUUUCUUCUGUUAAAGUAUUCAUAGAGAGACAUGGAGGAUUACGAUCAUUCUUCUUCAAAAGUAGAUCGCAGGACUGUAGAAAAAAUUAGGAGAAAUCACAUGAAGAACCUCUACGCAGAGCUCAAUUCUCUAAUCCCAAGUCAUGGCACCAAGGAGACUAUGGCACUGCCUGAUCAAAUAGAAGAAGCCACAAAUUAUAUAAAAAUGUUGCAGCAGAAGUUGGAAAGAAUGAAAGAGAAGAAAGCGAGCAUAAUGGGGUUAGAAGGAAUAACAAGUGGAAUGAUGGUGAGAGCUAAGUCACCCCACAUUGAGAUACAUGACAUGGGUUCUGCUCUACAGGCGGUUCUGGUCAGUGGGUUGGAUCAUCAUCAGUUGUUGUUUUAUGAGAUCAUACGGCUGCUUCACGAUGAAGGAGCUGAGAUUGUGAGUGCCAGUUUUUCUGUAGUCGAUAAUUCGGUUUUCCACACUAUUCAUGCGGAGGUGGGAGAGUCUACGCAGGGUUUUGAAGGUACAAAGAUAUCCAGAAGACUGCAAAAUUUUGUCCAUCAAUUCGUCGAGGCUUCCUAGAUGAUAGUGGCAGAGGAUGCCCAGGAGAUGGAGAGCGGGAAGCUUUGAAGAAACAAAAUUCUUUAUCUCUUUCCUAGUUUUGAUUUAUUGUUUCCCAAUCGAGCUGCCAUGUUCAACAAGGAAUAUCAAAUGAGGCCUAUUUAACACUUUUAGGGACAAUAGAGAAUGUUAAAUUUCAGCUAUAAGUAAGUUAGCAUUCUCUGUUGUGAGUAGAGAUUUCUCCUUUUCUCAUUUUUUUUUCUAGU